UGGGGGGGUUUGUAUCGCCGACAUAUCCGGCAAGUCGGCCUCGUCCGUGGCCAAAGAAGCGCGACAGGUCGCGACGAACCCGUCUUUCAAGGCCAUAACAUGUACCGUGGAUGUUGUGAACGACGGGUCGGUGGAAGCGAUGGUGACGGUGGCGGUGGAGACGUUUGGGCGGGUGGAUUAUGCGGUAAACUGUGCGGGAAUUGGGGCAGUGAAGCACGGACUGGCCGAGACGGAGCGGGAAGAGUGGGAGCGCAUGAUUGCGGUGAAUCUCACAGGCGUGUUUGCAUGCGUCAAGGCAGAGAUCAAGCAGAUGAUGCAGCAGGAGCCGCUGCAGGCCGAUAAUACAUAUGCUCAGCUGCAGCGCGGCUCCAUCGUCAACAUCGCCUCCCUCUCCGGUCUCGUCGGUCUGCGUCACUCAGGCGCCUACACGGCAGCGAAGCACGGAGUGGUCGGCAUCACGCAAACCGCCGCACUCGACUAUCCUGAAGUGAAAUCGAAUGCGGUAGUUCCUGGAUACAUCAAAACACCAUUGACAUCGGUUCCUGGCGAGAUGCAGCGGAACGCGCUGGAAAAGGUCAAUAACUGGACGCCGGUGAAGCGCUUCGGCUUGCCAGAGGAGGUGGCCGAGAGCAUCGUAUGGCUGCUGGGGAGCAGGAGCAACUUCGUGCAUGGGACUUGCUUGACAAUCGAUGGGGGGUAUCUGGCACAUUGAGUCAAUUCAUCUCUGACAAUUAGUCAGGGAGCGAGGGUCGGAAUUCAGGUUCCAGUGACGUCUCGGCAACAAAGGGUAACCCAAUCUCUAUUGCAGGGCGAUUAAUAAUGAGCUGGUAAUUAAUUGGCUUCCGUGUAAAUAAUUUAUUAAUAUCAAUACCCAAAAUCUCC
Molecule: messenger RNA, 882 nt
Organism: Phialemonium atrogriseum
Lineage: Eukaryota; Fungi; Ascomycota; Sordariomycetes; Cephalothecales; Cephalothecaceae
Exons: 2
Coding region: 140-712 (190 amino acids)
Molecular function (GO): oxidoreductase activity
Source: RefSeq, a predicted model, not a curated record